Molecule: messenger RNA, 1634 nt
Organism: Diorhabda carinulata
Lineage: Eukaryota; Metazoa; Arthropoda; Insecta; Coleoptera; Chrysomelidae
Gene: Cdk8
Product: cyclin-dependent kinase 8
Exons: 7
Coding region: 159-1556 (465 amino acids)
Biological process (GO): protein phosphorylation
Cellular component (GO): nucleus; mediator complex
Molecular function (GO): ATP binding; cyclin-dependent protein serine/threonine kinase activity; RNA polymerase II CTD heptapeptide repeat kinase activity
Source: RefSeq, a predicted model, not a curated record
GACAGUUAUCUUAUUUUUGUAAACAAUAAAAAUUUGGUAUCAAAACAUAUAAGUUACUUCUAUUUUAUGCAUUAAAGCAGAAUUAAAAAUAAUUUAAAUUAUUAUUACAACUUUAGCACUUUUUAUUAAGUGCUUUAUUUUCUCAAGCUCGAAUUAGAAUGACAUGUUUGAUGAUGGAUUACGAAUUUAAAAUGAAAACUCAGAAUGAGCGGGUAAAAGUAGAGGAUUUGUUUGAUUACGAGGGCUGCAAAGUUGGAAGAGGUACCUAUGGACAUGUCUACAAAGGAAGAAGAAAAGAUGGAAGUGACGCCAAGGAUUAUGCGUUGAAACAGAUUGAAGGUACUGGAUUAUCUAUGUCUGCUUGUAGAGAAAUUGCAUUGUUGAGAGAAUUGAAACAUGCGAAUGUUAUAAAUUUAAUUAAAGUAUUUUUGUCUCACAAUGAUAGAAAAGUGUGGUUACUGUUUGAUUUUGCUGAACAUGAUUUAUGGCAUAUAAUUAAAUUCCAUAGAGCAGCUAAAGCUAAUAAGAAACCUGUUAUGGUACCAAAAGGAAUGGUUAAAUCUUUGUUGUAUCAAAUUUUAGACGGUAUCCAUUAUCUACAUUCAAACUGGGUAUUGCACAGAGAUCUCAAGCCCGCCAAUAUUCUCGUUAUGGGAGAAGGACCAGAAAGGGGGAGAGUUAAAAUUGCUGAUAUGGGAUUUGCUAGAUUAUUCAAUGCACCGUUAAAACCAUUAGCCGAUUUAGAUCCAGUGGUAGUUACUUUUUGGUAUAGAGCUCCUGAAUUAUUAUUAGGGGCUAGGCAUUAUACGAAAGCUAUAGAUAUAUGGGCAAUCGGAUGCAUUUUUGCCGAACUUUUAACCUCUGAACCAAUCUUUCAUUGCCGCCAAGAGGAUAUUAAAACUAGCAAUCCUUAUCAUCAUGAUCAAUUAGAUAGGAUAUUUAACGUUAUGGGAUUUCCACAUGAAAAAGAUUGGGAAGAUAUAAAAAAAAUGCCUGAACAUCCUACCCUAUUGAAAGAUUUUAAAAAAGCAAAUUACGUGAAUUGUUCAUUAAUCAAAUAUAUGGAUAGACAUAAAAUUAAGCCAGAUAGUAAGGCUUUCCAUUUACUGCAAAAACUUCUGUUGAUGGACCCAAAUAAAAGGAUAACUUCUGAACAAGCCAUGCAAGAUCCAUAUUUUAUUGAAGAGCCUCUACCUACACAAGAUAUAUUUGCGGGUUGCCCGAUACCAUAUCCUAAGAGAGAAUUUUUAACUGACGAUGAUCAAGAAGAAAAAUCUGAUGCGAAGAGGCAGAAUCAACAACAGCAACAGCAGCAGCAACAACAACAGCAACAACAACCUAAUCAACAACAGCAGCAACCGUCACAACAGCAGCAGUCAAAUCAAGAUAAUCAUAAUUCGGCUAAAAGAGUUAGAUUAACAGGACCACAGGGUCAUCCGGGACAAGUUAAUCAACAGCAAAUUCCAAUUUCUCAACAGCAAGAAUUUCAUCAGCAACAAAUGAUGUACAACAACGGAAGUCAACAGCAACAGCAAAACUUUCAACAAAGAUUUUAAAAGACGGCAAUCAUAAUUUCAAAUAUAAAUCAAUAAAUAGCUACAAUUUUCUUCUUAAUAAAUUAUUUUUUAAAAUGA